AUGGUGUACCUGGACGGUCCACAGGUUUACGCGUGCGCCCAAUGUCGCACGCAUUUGACCAGUCACGACGACAUCAUCUCUAAGAGCUUCCACGGUCGUCACGGUCGCGCGUAUCUAUUUGACCAAUGCGUCAAUGUUCGCAACGGGCCGUCACAAGAACGUUGGCUCAUGACCGGGAUGCACCAAGUCUGUGAUAUUUUUUGCAAGCGCUGCGAUAGCAUGGUUGGAUGGACCUAUUUGAAAGCGUUUGAAGCUUCCCAGAAGUACAAGGAAGGCAAAUACAUUAUCGAAAAGAUU
This is a messenger RNA of Phaeodactylum tricornutum CCAP 1055/1, 297 nucleotides long. RefSeq lists its product with no specific name. NCBI's taxonomy places the organism in Eukaryota, Bacillariophyta, Bacillariophyceae, Surirellales, Neidiaceae. The transcript has a single exon. The record is from RefSeq and is a predicted model, not a curated record. The annotation marks the transcript as partial.